Argiope bruennichi is the source of this 1803-nucleotide messenger RNA. RefSeq lists its product as uncharacterized. The record is from RefSeq and is a predicted model, not a curated record. The coding region runs from base 239 to 1702 and encodes 487 amino acids. Lineage: Eukaryota; Metazoa; Arthropoda; Arachnida; Araneae; Araneidae. The transcript has 11 exons.
AAUCUGACAACCUUAGGAGCGGGAAAUAUUUAAAAAAAAAAAAAAAAACUUGAAUAAUUCAUAAAAGCAUUUUUUAAUGGGUAUAAUUUUUAUUUAAAUUUGCGAUUCUGUAAUUUUAAUUUCGGAUAAUACUUUAUGUAAAAUGAGUUGUAAAAUAUACAAUGGGCUUAUCAUUUCGCUAUGAAAAUUCAUUUGAAUCUGAAGAUAUUGGAAACCAUAUUUUACUUUAUAAGGCAGCAUGUCUCUUUCAUCUAAAAUCACAGAUGAUGAGAUGAGGUACUUCCAAUUUAAAGCCAGGCAACUGUAUCUGCUUCGUAAAGAAGACCAUGAAUGGAAUGAAUUCUGCAAGAGGAACACUUGCACUUGUUGUACAUGUCAAACAAAUUCAGUUCCUAAAGUAAAGGAAGUUGGUGUCCAGUCUUUUCCCAAAAGAAUCCUCCCUUCUUCAGCAAAAAGCACAGCUGCUAUAUCACAUUCCAAUAAUAAGAAUCUACCACAGACUCUAAAUGAAAUAAAAACAAAAUUGGAAAAAAUUGAUCUUACUUUAUCUGAAAUGAAAGUACCUGCAAAUGGGAUGAAAGAAAUGACAAGACCUAAGGAAAUCUUUGAUAAACAACUAACAUUCCCAAUAGAAAGUGAUAUGGCUGAAUCAGUAAAAAGUGUUAUAAAUGAAAGAAAAAUGCAUUUGAUACAAAAUAGCCUGAAAAUGAGUUUGCAGAGACUGCAUUCUGCUGCUGUAAAGAUCACAAGACCCGAUUCUAAUGUUAAAAUUAAAAAAAAGAGUACUGGGUAUUUCAUUCCUCGAGAGCUGGAGAGACAGAGAGUUGCUGCAAGGCGAGCAUAUUUGGCAUCUUUAGGCAAGACUGUUGUUGAACCAAAGGUUUUACCUCACUCUAUCAAGGAAAAAGCUGGUGCUAGAAAAGAUAACCUGAAACCCAAAGUAUUGAAAACUACUGCAAAAUCUAACUUGCAAAAGUUUAAUAAGAGUAAUAAUCAAAAAGAAGAAGAAUGUACUUUAGUUGAAUCCAACGACUCAGCUGAGACAAAAGAUGAAAAUAUUGAAACUGCCAUAGAUGCAAUAAUGGAUGAUGUAUUGGGUGAAACAGUUUUAGUUAUUAAUAAAAUCAAACAAUCAAAAAGUGGGAAAUCCACAUCCCUUAUACAAAAUACAGAGCAGGUUGCAAAUAAUUCAUCUUUAAGGAAUCUGUCAGUGAAUUUAGAUUCUAAAGAAGCUGAUGCUGCAAUGGUAGAGCAAUUUCAGAAUAAACUGGAGAAAAUCAAACAUCUGCAUUGUGCUAAGAACGGAAGUGAACCAAGAGAUAAACAGGGACCUGUUGAAAUCAAGAAGAUAACAGAAGCUGCCAAGAAUGCAACUGAAAGUGAACUGAUUAUUUCUUCUAGUACUAAUUGCAGUAUCCAGCCUAAAAGUAUACCUGAAAUCAAGCAUAAACAGAUUCUAAGAGAACUUACAUUUAACCCAUUAAAGGGUAAACAAAUUUCCAAAUGCAGGAAAGAUUUUUGGAGUUAUUUGGAUAGAAUAUCUCGCACUAAAAAAGGAAAUUUUGAUCCUUGGGCUUUAUCAAAUUUGGUUGCAGAAUCCUUAUUAGAUGACUGCAUUCAAGAAAUUGCUGAAGAACUUCAAGAUGUGCCAGCCUCUUUAAUUGCAGAUUUAUAUGACCAAGAAUUUCUUCAGUCUAUAUAAUAAGUGAUUUUUAAACUAUUUAUUCAACACUAAAAUUUUUUUAUUUAUUUUUUAUUGUUUUAUCUGUGAUGCAUUCAAAACAUAUCAAAAUCUGUGAUAAA